Messenger RNA from Musa acuminata AAA Group (dessert banana), 2808 nucleotides. RefSeq lists its product as uncharacterized. Gene Ontology annotation, biological process: mRNA alternative polyadenylation. The transcript is spliced from 3 exons. Gene Ontology annotation, cellular component: mRNA cleavage and polyadenylation specificity factor complex. The coding region runs from base 207 to 2063 and encodes 618 amino acids. NCBI's taxonomy places the organism in Eukaryota, Viridiplantae, Streptophyta, Magnoliopsida, Zingiberales, Musaceae. The record is from RefSeq and is a predicted model, not a curated record. Gene Ontology annotation, molecular function: mRNA binding.
AAAAAGGGGGCGAGGGGGUUUGGGUUUGUGUGGGCAGGUGAUUGUUAUGCAAGCAACCCUAAAUUAAACGGAACUCUCCGGUUGUUGAUUCGGCCGCCCCUGUCGUUCCUUCGAACGCCUUCCAGUGUUCAGACAGUUCUAGGGUUUCGCCUCCCCCCCGCACGCCCCCACCGCCGUAAUCCGGACCCCGGCCGACGAAUUCUCCCAUGGACUCCGGCGGCGAAAGGUUUCCUGGCGGAGGCGCCGCCGGUGGGUUCCACCGCGGCGAGGCGAUUGCCGCAGUCCAGGAUGAGGAACAGUUUUACGGGGACGAGGACGACUUCGACGACCUAUACAGCGACGUUAACGUCGGUGAGGGCUUCCUUCAAUCCUCCCGCCGGAGCGACGAGCCUGCGCCGGACGCGGUCUUGGCCGAAACUCCUCUGCCUCCUCCACCACCCCUCCCGCCGUCGGCGCCGUUGCCGGAGAAGGUCCAUCUCCCUGGGAUCACCGGGGAGAUAAAGAUGGAGAGAUCCGCUGGUGUUUCUGUUCAAGAGUUUCGGGGAGGAGGUGGCGAAACGGCUGCUGUGGUGCCGCUGCCAAUUCCUGGUGGUGUUAGAGCUGACUUAGGGCAGACUUCUGGACGGACUGGCGAGAUACAAGCCCAAACUGGAGGCGGUGGUUACUCUAACGAGGGUCUUCACGGGCAAGGUGGUGGUUUUGGAGGUGAAAUGAGGCAAGGAGGAGCGAACACUAAUGGUGGUGGUGUGGGGGAAGGGGACUUUGGAGGUAGUACUCUCUUUGUGGGGGAGCUCCACUGGUGGACUACGGACGCCGAUCUUUUGGCAGAAUUGAGCAAGUAUGGUCAGGUGAAAGAGAUCAAGUUCUUUGAUGAGAAGGCCAGCGGGAAAUCGAAGGGUUACUGCCAGGUGGAUUUCUAUGAUCCGAUGGCUGCUGCGUCUUGUAAGGAGGGGAUGAAUGGUCAUAUGUUCAAUGGUAGACCCUGUGUCGUGGCAUUUGCUACACCUGCCACGGUUCGACGGAUGGGCGAGGCACAACUCAAGAACCAAAAUUUGGCAUCACAACAGUCUGGUGUCGCUCCACAGAAGGGCAGGGGCAGUCAGCAGAUGGGUGGGAAUUAUGGAAGGAGUGGUGGUGGUGGUGGCGGCGGCGGUGGCAGUGGAAGUGGUGGUUGGGGGAGGGGUGGUAUGGGGAACAGAGGACAGUUGAGGAACCGGAUGGGACAAAUGGGUGCCGGCGGCAGUCGCAGUAUUAUGGGAAAUGGUGGCAUGGUUGGCCCGCCUCCUCCAGUGAUGCAUCCUGGUGCAAUGAUGGGCCAGGGCUUUGAUCCAACUGGUUAUGGUGCUGCUAUGGGUAGAAUGGGGGGUGCUUAUGGAGGGUUCCCUGCAGGGCCUGGUGUUGCUGCUGCUCCAUUCCCUGGAUUGAUGCCUUCAUUCCCUCCUGUUGUUGCUCCUCACAUGAAUCCUGCUUUCUUUGGAAGAGGAGGGAUGCUAGCCGGUGGUGUUGGGAUGUGGCCUGAUCUCAGUAUGGGUGCUAGGGUAGGUGAAGAGCAGUCGAGUUACAGGGAUGAUGGAGCAUCGGAACAGCAGUAUGGCGAAGUAAGCCAUGGAAAGGACAAGGCUUCUGACAGGGAUCUACCGGGAGCUUCAGAUAGGAGGCACGAAUGGGAGGAGGAGAUGGGCCAUGGGCAGGAGCGGCCAGAGAGGCAUUAUGAUGAUAGAGACUUGGUUAGGGAAAGGGAUCGGGACAGGGAGAGGGAGAGGGAGAGGGAGAGAGAGAAGGAUAGGGAUAGGGUUCGGGAUUGGGAGAGGGAGAGGGAGAGGGAGAGGGGCAGGGAGCGGGAACGAGACAGAGGGAGGGAAAGAGAAAGGGAGAGAGACAGGGAGAGGGAAAGAGAGAAGGACAGGUAUCGAGAUGAUCGGGAUCGACAUGGUGAUCAUCAUAGGCAUAGGGAUCGUGAGUCCGAGCGUGGUGAUGACCGGGAUAGAGGAAGAUUAUCGAGGCCAAGGAGCAAGUCUCGAGAGAUUGAGCAUUCAAAGAAACGGCGUCUUACACCUGCAUAACAUGAGUUGUUGGCAACUUGGUUGGGAACUCUGACCUACCCGUUCACUUAUAUCCCAAGGCAUAGCCAGUAGAAGUGUUACUGCACACCAGAAGAAGAUGAUAGCUGCAAGUGUUUUCACAAUCUAAUAGACAGUUGUGCUGUGCUAUUGUACUGGGUUCUCUGAAACUAAAUUAAACCAAGAAUGGUGAAAGUGUAAUGUGAGAACCUUUUUGUCAACUCGCAUCAACUCCUGUCGAUGAAGAAAACCUGGCUUCUUACAUGCUUGUGCAGUUUAAUCUGUUCACUGUAGCAGUUUGUUGGUGAUACAGGUAAGUCCCAAAAUUGUGGCCAAGAGCAUUUUUAUCAUCACAUACACAAUGAAUAUAGCUGAGACCACCUUGACCAGGAAGGAUGAGGGGAGAGGAACAGCUUCUAGAACAGAGUGUAAGCCAUUCUUGUAACUCAUAGCCGUUACUUGCUGACCCACUUUUUAGUCAAAGUACAGCAUGCAGACUUUCCCUCCUCAAACAAUGAUAACACAAACAGAUGGUUGUAGUUGGAAUCAAUUGAUGCUGAGGUUUCUGCGUCUGAAAAGGCUUAAAAGCCAGUUGGGUGUCAUUCACAUCAGAACUGUAGCGGGUUAAAACUUGUAGUUGAUAUAAUCUCAUAAUAGGAGGUCAAAAACUAAAUUCGUAGGUCUCUCCUCUUGUAUUUUGAUGUCACUCAAGAUAGUAAACUGCAACUCACUGAAUUCCUUGGCUUCA